This is a messenger RNA of Penicillium atrosanguineum, 330 nucleotides long. RefSeq lists its product as uncharacterized. The record is from RefSeq and is a predicted model, not a curated record. NCBI's taxonomy places the organism in Eukaryota, Fungi, Ascomycota, Eurotiomycetes, Eurotiales, Aspergillaceae. The transcript has a single exon. Bases 1 to 330 code for a protein of 109 amino acids.
AUGCAGGUCGAAGCUUCCACUCGUGCCUUCGUCAUGGCUCUUAAAGUUUCAGGCAAGAACUAUUCCGAGAUCGCCGAUCUGACCGGCCUGCCCAAGCGUUCGGUGCGUGGCAUUUGUGAUUUCGCUGUGAACAAGGGAUUCGAUGCAGACAAGCGUCCUCUGGAGAUAAAGGAUGCUUACUUUGCCAGUCAGGUUCGCGGCGAGAGGAAGAGAUCGCCCGAGAAGAAGACCGCUGUGAGGAAGGUGGCUGCUAAGAACAAGAAUGUUGUCGCCGAGGAGGAAUACGAGGAAGAGGAGGAACAGAAGGAGGAGCUUGCUGAUGACAUGUGA